Lytechinus pictus (painted urchin) is the source of this 5625-nucleotide messenger RNA. RefSeq lists its product as uncharacterized. Bases 229 to 1821 code for a protein of 530 amino acids. Lineage: Eukaryota; Metazoa; Echinodermata; Echinoidea; Temnopleuroida; Toxopneustidae. The transcript has 8 exons. The record is from RefSeq and is a predicted model, not a curated record.
GCUAAAUCGGUAAUCCUGUCCACAAGAAAGAAGAGUAACUUUCAGUUUUAGUAACUUAAUUUAAACCUGAACUUAUUCGAAGUUCGGUAGUAGUUAUUUUCAAGUAAACGAUAUUUCUUCCUUUUAAUGAUGAGUUGGUUUGAAAAAGCGGGAACAUCCUAGUUCGGCCAGCCUUAGCAAGUGCAGAAUUCUAAAGAAAAUCUUGUAAGAAGAAGUACCGCCAUUAGAAUGAAUACUGUAUCAGGUUUGCAACAUGUUGCAGCAGCAAACCCCACCAUCCAGCAGGAGGGUUUCCGGUCUCUUCCGGCGCAUGAGGUGCGCUCGGGCACAAUGAAGCAAUCCCGCCCUCUUCCCCGUUGGCUCUGGUACAUCAUCGCCAAAUCCCUCGGAAUCAAAACCCAUCCCAAAGACAAGCCCUGGUUCGCCACCAUCCUCUACGUCCUGACCCUCAUAUGCACGGUCGGUUACUUCAUCAACUACACCUGGUACACCGUGGCGGACAUCGUCUCCCAGAACACCACCUUCGAUUCUCUGAAUGGCACCGUCAACAUCAUCAUGGCCAUGGGCUUCUGUGCCGUCAGCGUCUACGCCAACAACCUUGCCUUCCGUCUCUUCACGAACCGUCUCUUUGUGCAGAGCGUGAGGCUCCACACCAAGAGCUUCCUCAAGCUAAACUCUGCCGUCGUCAUCGGCCUGCUGGGUAUGAUGUUCAUUGGUCUUUACAACUAUGAUAACUUCAAUCUGUUUCACGCUGAGACCUGUAUUGCUGUCUCUAUAUCACCGUGGAUAUGCUAUGUGCAAUAUAGCUGCCUUGUAGGAUUGACUGUUUUCUCAUUUGUGUGGAACAUGCUGGUAGCAGUGGUGUGCUUGUCUGUUUGUCGCACUCACACGAUAAGUGUUCGCCAUUUUCUCCUCGAGUUAGACGAGGAUGCCAUGAUCUGCCAUAUCAACAACUUUCAUCAUCAGAGAGGUCGACGACGUCGCCACACAACCAGCCUUGUGGAGGACCAGGUGGAUGGAGCCCACAAUGCAAGCCUAAACGACAGCACCCAUGCUGAAUAUCAAAAUCUAGCCUCUCCAACCUCUGAAGAAGUCAUCAAAGAUCUUGAAGAUGAGUGGGAUAUGAACGAGUAUGAGAGGAGAAAGCAGUCUGUCACUAGACUUCAUCGUACCAGCAUGGGUGUAGAUUCUGUCGACGGUGAUCUCUUCAACCAUGAUGUCUGGGCUAAUCUCCUUGCUUCUGGUAUGGAGGGUGCUGGACAGACCAAUACUGGAGAGCCAAGGAGUCAGCUUCCUUCGGAAUACAGCCAUGUGCCAGGAAUCAAGAUUCUAGAGAAUAAAGAAAUACUGGAAAAAUAUUGGAGAUUGCAGUGUCGUCUCCGGACCACAUCCCACUGCAUCCAGCGAUGGCUGCUGAGUUGGAUUGUUCUUCUCAUCUUCUGGAGUGUGGUGUACCUUCUCUACUGGAUCAGUCAUGAGGCAUCCAUCAUUGACAUGUUCCUCUUCCUGUUGCCCUUGGCCAUCUUACCCAUGCUGUGUGCUGGACCAACAGAGGUCAAUGGUGAAGGUCACAAGGUGCCAAAGAGCAUCUGCCCAACAGAAGACAGACUGAGAAUCAUUGCUUUCAUCAAACAAUCUCCUCUUUCUUUGACAGUGUUUGGAUUUGAGUUGAGCUACUCUUCCGUCUUCACCACCAUCGUAGCCAUAGCUCUUGCCUUUGCCACCAAGAUCAUCCUGCAGGAUGUGUCGGAUACCCCACAGAUCCCUGCCACCACCAUCGCACCGACUGUGCAGGUGGUGACACCUAGCCUUGGACUUUGAUGGGUGACACUUCUAAAGGUGUCCCACAGGGAUGUCUCUUGGGACCCCUUCAAGUUGUCACUGUGCCACCUGUAGAGCUUGAUGCUUUUGAUGGAGACAUCCUCUCUCACCAUUGUGCACUCUGACAUUGAUACACUAUGAUCCACUGGAAUGCCCAAGUUGGAGCUUUGAAGAACAUUCCUUGAUGCUCAUGCCUAGUGGUGUCCAAGACAGUCACGUUAACAUGCAGGAACAGCAAGCUUUGAGUAUUGACAAAAGCUACAAUGGUGUAUUUCUCGAUGAUGAUCACAACUAGGAGCAUCCUAGACAAUCACAUGGUUCUGAUGGAAUUUCACAGAGCAUACACUCAAUAUCAGUGUCUGAGACCCUAGAAUUUCUUGCCAUUAUUACCACACUUUCACUGACAACUGUAGAAGGAGACAUCCAGCAUAAGACUUUGUUCAUGAAAAUCAUCUCUUGGUGCAAUCUCCGACAACCAUCUUGCAAUUCGUUUUUCUGAGACCUUACCGCUCUACCACUUGCAGACCUGGGGAGUUUUUCAUGAAACAAAUCGGUGGUUCUCACAGAUAAAUACGCUGUUAGCCAAUCACAUGCAAGGAAAUCAUUGAUUAUAUGUUUCACGAAUGAUGCCCUGCGUAUGCAGUGAUCUGCCAAUCUCAGGGCUUUGGCAUUCUUUACCUUGAUGCAAGAAUGCUUCUAAAAUCCUGGUAAGGUACAUGCCAUCAAAUAAUACAUCAAUAUAAUAUAAGACUGCAUAAGUCAAAUAAGUCAAAACUCAAAGCAUUAUUUCAGACCUGAAUAUGCAAAACAUGUUAAUAACUCUUAAAGUACUUUUAACUGACAUACUUUUCCAAAGCUUUGAUCAACUUAGAUCAUGAACUGCAAUACUACUUAAAUCAUCCUUGUCCUCACUUAAAUCAUCCAAUAACACUUAAAUCAUCCUUAUCCUCACAGUAGUUCUUCUAAGGUUAUCUUGAAGCAUGUAUUGUACUAAACAACUCAUUGUUGUUCAUGGGAAUGUAUUUUGGUUCCUGUAGGGUCGGAUCCGUAAAUUGUUAUGGAUGAUGAUUUUUCACACCCAAUAGUCUAUUUAUCAAGGAUGUACUUGCUACUUUAUUGUCAUCUGGGUAUGGGUUUUAAUAAACCAUUAUUCUCUUCUAGGAAACAGACCAAAUCUUGCCUUAUUUCCACCUCAAAUUCAUAUUCGAAAGAACAGCCAUAUAUCAAUUGCAAUGAGGGAUUGCAUCUCAAAGGCCUGUAGUAUUAUUUUGAUUUUUUGUUUUUCGUGGUUUUUUAUAGCCUCACAGUGACAAGUAAUUGAAGAAUUGAUUGUGUAGUUUUGUGCCACUGGACAACAGUGAUCACAUUACACUGUAAUAAUAAUAAUAGCUGGAUUUAAAUAGCACUUUUUGCCUGAGGAUACAAAGCGCUUGCUAUUAUUACCCCGGCUUUAGCUCGAGCUACCAUCACCGGCGCUCAGGGCAUUCAAGGAAUUACUCCUGCCGGGUACCCAUUCACAUCACCUGGGUCGAGUGCAGCACAGUGUGGACUGAGUCUGUUUUAUUUGAAUUGUCACAAACUAUUUCUGAGUGUUUCAUUAGUUAAAAGACCUGCAAACGAUUGUUACUUGCCAUCCCUUGAAAUAAAUGAUCAAGAAUAUCAAAUAUAAACUGGGUUCCAAAAGAAAUUUAUCAAACUUUAUAAGGGCACUGCACAAAUUCCGCUUUGUCAAACUGAACAAUAUCUUUACACUUCAAUAAUCUUUUCUUGUGUGUAGUGCCAUUGUAAAGUCUGAUAGAUUUCUUUUGGAACCCAGUUUAUUUAAUGUUUUUAUGCACUAAGAUGGAUACAGAAUUUUUUUUCUCAUAACACUGCCCCCUAUGCUAAUGAUUCAUGGCAGUUUGAUGCAACCAUCAUAUUUGAAACAUUUAAAGGUGCAGGUAGACUCCUAACUAAAAAAUAGUUUGCUAUAAAAGUUUUAAAGGAAUAAAUCCUACCGGGUAACCAUCACCUUGCCUGGGUCAACAUCUGCGAUGCAUGUUUGUUCAAAUUGAUUUCUAGAUAUGAUGUAUUUUCAUACAUUCAUCACCAUGUUGACUUUUUAGUGUGCUCCUCUUUGUUUUUAAAUAUGCAAGUUUCGUGUUGGAAAAAUUAUGAUGAUAAUGAAUUGCCGUGUAGUUGAGGUUGAUCAGGUCAAUGGUAAUUCUUUGUAAGACGGGGCUCAAAUAUAAACUUAAGCUAUUGGGAAACAACAUGAUUUGCAUAGAACCCCAUAAAGGGACAGCAUUCUUGGCCACCCUAUUGGCAGCUGUAUGAAAGACCGCCAUGGUCCAUGGAUAACAGAGUCACAACCUGAAUUAGUUUGAUCACCUAUUCCAUCUUUGUAAGACGGGGCUCAAAUAUAAACUUAAGCUAUUGGGAAUCAACAUGAUUUGCAUAGAACCCCAUAAAGGGACAGCAUUCUUGGCCACCCUAUUGGCAGCUGUAUGAAAGACCGCCAUGGUCCAUGGAUAACAGAGUCACAACCUGAAUUAGGUUGAUCACCUAUUCCAAAGUUGAAAUAUGAUAUGUGAGCUGAUGUGUAAAACCAUAAUGAAAGAAUGAAUUAAUCUACUUAAUAAUGAGCCGUGCCAGGAUGAAAAUGCAAUUGUCUUUAAAUUCAUUGUUUUUAUUUAAGAAAUCUAUUUUCAUUUCCUCUACAGCAGUGCAUGCCAUAAUUGUUACCAUGAAUUUAGAAUUUAAACUAUUAUAAAUCAAGGUAAGGAUUUUUAAACUGAUUUUUUUUUCUAGUGACUUUACUAUAGGGCAAUUCCAUAAAAUAUGUAUGUCCGACCCCCUUUAUGUAGGACCUUCAUGAAAUUUUCUGUCUCUGAUUUCUUGUUCUUUUGACAGUCUGUAAUGUUCUCAAAAGACCAUGACUUGGUCAGUUGAUGAAGUGAAUUAAGACUUGAGAAAAAUGGGGGUCGGACGUACAAAAGGUUGAUCAUUAUAUAGCAUUGCCCUAUAAUUGAUUUAUUAUACUUGAUUUGUCUAAGUGUCUCAUGUUAUAUCAUUGCAAUAUAAUUUUUUUACCGAGCUGUGCCUUUGAAAUGAAUUUCAUUCUUGUUUGUUGAAUAUUCAAAUUUGUAUAUGAUACAUGUAGAUGAUGUAUGUUUGUGAUUUAUGAUCAAUCGAAUUCCUUGCUCAAUUCAGAGUUCUAUUCAUGAAAUGGUCAGUGAUGAUAUGGGUUUUGAGAAAGGGUAUAUAUUCAAAUAGUAUUACAUAUCAUUACUUUGUAAAUAAUGCAUAUUUCAUUGAGGUGAAGGUGUUUUAUCUAAGAUCUUUCUUUUUUAAGAAAAGGGUUAUUUUUUAAGUGUAACUAUAUGCAUGCCAUGAUAAUUGACUUAGUGAUUUCAUCAACUAAGUGUGCUUUGAUUAUUAUCAAUAUUCAAAUUUUAUUUUUCUAUUUUUUAUCUGUUCUAUGAAAUUUUAAGAAAAUAUCAUAUUUUAGUUACUGUAAGAUAUUUUAUAUUGCAAUUCUUUUGUAAAUUAUAGCAGAUUUUUCUAUCAUUUAAAAAAAUCUAUUGUAUGAACUUUAAAGAAGCUCAUUCAUUUUAUUUGAUGUAAGAUAUUUUGAUGUGGUUCUUUUGUAAAUGAUAGCAGAUUAUAUUAUUUAUUGUUUAUUCUUCCAUAGGUUUUCUUUGUGUACUGUAUUUGAAUUGUGCUUAACGAAAUCAGGAUGAUGCAAUGGUAAAAGAAAAAAAUUGUUGUAUCCGAUGUAUGAGACGAUAUAUUUCAGAAAAUAAAAAUAACUAUCAAAAUUAA